AUGGCGGCGGCUUCAAAAGCUCGCAUUAUUUCGAAGACGUGUCAGGCAGAAGACUGGCCUCGGCCAUGGGGAGAUCAUGGAUCGACACCUGCGCGAGAACCAAGUCACCCAGGAAAUGGGAGGACUUGGGCAAGCUCUUGCUCUGCUCAGGUGUCGGGUGCCUGGCGUCCCAUACUUGGUCCAGUCAAGCCACUGCUCAUUACACCCGAGGCUAUCGAUGCGCAUGCUUCAACCUCCUUGUCGUUCCAAGGAAACUACGACUGGGUGCAAUUGUUCCAACGAGCGAUCAGGGAGGAAUGGGCGCGACUUUAUCACAUGUCGUCUAUUGCCGCCAGUUGCUUUGUGGAUGCGAAGCACAAGAAAUGA
Molecule: messenger RNA, 366 nt
Organism: Rhizoctonia solani
Lineage: Eukaryota; Fungi; Basidiomycota; Agaricomycetes; Cantharellales; Ceratobasidiaceae
Exons: 4
Coding region: 1-366 (121 amino acids)
Source: RefSeq, a predicted model, not a curated record